This is a messenger RNA of Adineta ricciae, 921 nucleotides long. The record is from the annotation of a GenBank genome assembly. Lineage: Eukaryota; Metazoa; Rotifera; Eurotatoria; Adinetida; Adinetidae.
AUGGAAUAUUUAACUGCGUUUGCAAGAGUGUUAUCAAUCAUCAUUGAAUCAAGAUCGUCUUUCUUAAUAAUGCUCAUUCUGAUUUUUAUUCAUAUUCGUCCGUUGAAAUCCAAUCUUUUCACGCUCUUAAUCUAUAAUACAUACGUUACGUUACUUACGUUUUCAAUCAUGAUGCUUAUUAUGUACGCAUACAAUUUGCAAGGCAAUCUCGAUCCAUCCAUAUCGUUUGGUGGUCGCUGGUGCCAAAUACGUACUUAUCUUGCUCAUGUGUGCCUUUGUGCACUGUAUUAUUCCUUCGUCUUACAAGCAAUCUUUCGAUUAUUUAGAAUUAAGUUCUAUCGAUAUAGAGUUUUGCAAUCAUUCGGUGUGUUUUGCAUAGCUGUGUUCCUGCAGUGGAUGAUCUCGUUUCUUUGGAUUCUUCCAAAUCUUUUACUAGGUGAUUUUCAGUAUCUUUCAAUGGAAUACAAUUGUUGGAUCAGUUUUGAGGAUGUUCGCGGACUUUUGAUUCUAAUUGCCAUCAUCUACGGUGUUUCAACAUCAACGAUUUCGUCAAUAUACAUGUAUAUUAUCCGAUAUGUUCACCGUACGAGUAACGUGCAACAGCACCAAAGACGGCAGAGUUCAGAUAAACGUGAUUUACUGAUUUUGAAACGGUUGGUUAUUCUCGUUACUGUUGUUGUCACACUUGGUUUCCCGACUGUUUUGGUUAUUUUUAUAUAUGUUUUUACUGGUUACGUCCUGCCAUUAGCUUAUCAUAUUCAAGGCGUGAGUUUAUCCGCUGGUGCCUUUGUUACAUCGAUUUCUUUGAUAUUCAUUACGCCACAAUUGCUGGAAAUCUUCCAGCAGAAAUCACGACAGAUUCAAUCAACGAUGACAAUGGCGAUCAUUGUCAAUCGACCAUGUACAAUUCAACCUAUGUAA